Molecule: messenger RNA, 3180 nt
Organism: Diaporthe amygdali
Lineage: Eukaryota; Fungi; Ascomycota; Sordariomycetes; Diaporthales; Diaporthaceae
Exons: 3
Coding region: 1-3180 (1059 amino acids)
Biological process (GO): positive regulation of transcription by RNA polymerase II; DNA-templated transcription
Molecular function (GO): sequence-specific DNA binding; zinc ion binding; DNA-binding transcription factor activity, RNA polymerase II-specific
Source: RefSeq, a predicted model, not a curated record
AUGCCGGAGAACUCCUUGCCUUCUCCGCAGAUGCAUCCAGCUAAGCGGUUGCGGCAGUCCUCGCCCGAGCGGCGGUCUGACAAGGACUCUCCCCCCUCCCUCAACGUCGCAACUUCCGGGCCGUCCCCCGCCACCAGCGAGCAGCACGGCGAUGGAGCGCCGCUGAGCGCGGGCCUCGCCGGCAGCACGAAGCAGGACGGCGGUAGUGCCAAGGUCGGCCAGAGCAGCAACUUCCGCAACGUCAGUGCCUGCAACCGCUGCCGCCUCCGCAAGAACAGGUGCGACCAGAAGCUACCGAGCUGUGCGAGUUGCGAGAAGGCCAAUGUUGCCUGUGUUGGGUACGACCCCAUAACCAAGAAGGAAAUCCCCCGCAGUUAUGUCUUCUAUCUCGAGACGAGGGUCGACCAGCUCGAGGCGCUCUUGCGCACGAAUAACAUCUCGUUCCCUCCAGCCAACGACCUGGAGCAUUGCUCGCGUAUGGGCGUCGAAUCCGCGUCCGUAAGGUCUCCAACCGAAGCCGCGGGACCCGCACCUUCAGAUACCAUGGACAGCAUCACCGCGGUGGGCAGCACUGGUGACAGAAGUGACGAGGCCAGACUGCAAAGGCUGGUAUCAAAGUCAGACAUCACACACGGCAAAGAAGGCACAGCCAACCCGCGGUACCUUGGGUCAACAUCUGGUGUCUCUUUUGCCCGGGUUGUCUUUGCCGCCGUCCAGUCGUCCGUCAAUGAAAACAAGUCUACUUCUGACAAGGCCGGAGUGCGCCCUUACAAGCCCGUGGCUGGUAACUCAAAUUCUGGUAUUGGUACUACGAUGCGAGAUUCUUUUUUCGGCCUGCACACGAAACCUACCAUUCAUCCUGCACCCUUCCCGGACAAGGAGGUCGGUAUGGCAUUGAUCAAUCUGUACUUCGAACACGCGAAUCCCCAGAUACCCAUCCUGCACAAGGUCGAAUUUAUGAAGAUGUUCGAGCAGGCAUACGAUGAUGAAAACCCCCAGCGGGGACCCAAAGAGUUAUACAUGUUGAACAUGGUCUUCGCAAUCGGCGGAGGCAUCAUAAUGGGAGCCAUGGCCAAGACGGAGACACAGAACAGCCAGGCAAAACCAGGCGAGGGCAAAAUGUCCUCGAGACAAGCGCAACCCGAGGAAUACCACGCGAGCGCUAUCGUCCACCUCGAAGCCUGUCUUAACAAUAGCGGAGGCGGAUUAGAGGAAUUGCAAGCGGUAUUGCUGCUGGCAAAUUUCGCGUUGCUCAGACCUGUUCCACCGGGCCUGUGGUACAUAGUCGGCGUCGCUGUCAGACUUGCGGUCGAUCUUGGGCUGCAUUACGAGGACGGCAAAGAUGUCGACGCCGGCCUGAAGGAGGUCUCCGGGCCACAGCACGAGAUGCAACAGCGUGAGCGUGGAAGAAGAGAGUUCAUCCGGGAUGUCAGAAGACGACUCUGGUGGGCUACUUAUUCUUUCGACCGCCUAGUGAGCAUUUGCGUGGGAAGACCGUUCGGCAUUUCAGAUCAAGUCAUCACGACUGAGUUCCCGUCCAUCCUAGAAGAUGUAUAUGUCACACCCGAGGGAUUCAAAGAGCCACCUCCCGACCUCGCCUCUCAGCCCACAUACAAACUUGUCGCCCACCACUACUUCCGCCUUCGCCUGUUGCAGUCAGAAAUCCUUCAGGUAUUACAAUAUCAACAGGCUCAAGCUGCAAGGGCUUCGGGACAAAACGUCAAGAACCCUUACAUGCACACAAGCCUCCCUUCCCCAUUCCUCUCAAAGUAUGAAUCCUUCCGAGCAUGGCGAAUAGAUAUCGACAAGAGGUUAUACCACUGGAAGGAGUCCGCACCAACCAAGCAGCACACUGGUGUCGGUUUCUCUACAGAAUUUCUCGAUCUCAAUUACUGGCAGGCUGUUGUAAUGCUGUACAGACAGAGUCUCAGUGUGCCUGCAAUGUUCGAGGGCGAGUACAACACGUCCAUGGAAGUCAACAGCCCCAACGUUCACAACGCCGAGCUUAGGGAAGACGAGGACAGAAUAUAUCUGAAGGUUGCAGAGGCUGGACAGAGAAUAAUGCGGCUGUACAGGCAAUUGCACAUUGCCGGUGUUAUUAACUACACUUACCUCGCCACACACCACAUCUUCAUGGCGGGUAUAUCAUAUUUGUACGCGAUAUGGCACUCACCGAUCGUGCGGAGCCGUCUUACGAUGGACGAAGUCGAUUUUACCAUUCUCGCCGCAACAUCUGUCUUUACAGAUCUCAGCGAAAAGUGUCCUCCAGCAGAGGCAUGUCGCGACGCAAUUGACCGCACUGCAAGGGCGACAAUAAGAAUGGCGAAUUCCACCGGUGGGUUCGGCCAGGUUCUCCCACGGAAACGGGCAGGGUCAAGGGGGAGCGUGGACCAUCGUGACUGGGCAGCCAGGAGCGACACGGCUUCCACCAAAGGGCAAAGGCACCCACACCAUCAGGGAGGGGAUGAAAACAGCCUCAUGUCGGCGUCUCAGUACGGCCUGCCGGGCAUCACGGACGCUUACGCCAACGCGUCAUCGAGUUCCCACCUGCCGCCGAUACAGUCAGCGAUACAGCGGAUGAACUCCCUUCCGAAUCUUAAGGCAGAAUCGGACGGUUUCUCCAUGAUGCGGUCCGUCCCUGGCCAACCGCGCAGCAGCGGCACCGCGCCCGAGGUCGGCGGUAGUCCCGACACGUCCGCGAUAGACCCGUCCCUACUGCCGUCCCCGACCGCGGUGCGCACGCCACCCGGAGGGGCCGGCGUGGGAUCGCCCUCGUCCAACGCCACGGGACCCGCAGCCCGCCGCGGCAACAUGGCCCAGCUGCCGACAGCUACCACAGCCGCACAGAUGGCGGCGUACCUCGCGCACUCGCAGGCGCCGCACCAACAGCAACACCAGCAGCAGCAGCAGCAACAACAACAACAGGCGGGGGGCUAUUCGCCGGCCCGGCAGUUGAACUUUGGCGAGCUGCAAGGCAUGGACUUCCUCAACCAGGUCACCGGCACCGCCAACGGGAACCUGCCCGAAGGCGUCGAGGAGCCCUCCAACGGAGACUUUGGCUUCGGCCUGGGCUGGGAGGGCCUGCACCAUGACUUCAGCGACGGGCAGCAGUAUGACCUGUUCGACGGUUUCUUCUUCGGUGGCCAGCAGGGUGGUGCUGGGUCGAACGGGGUGCUAUGA